AUGACUACAUUCCUUGUUCAAGAAGACACUUACAAUUCGAACAGUCUCGACUACAAAAUACGGAGAGUACCGGAAUCCUUUAGCACCUUCGUCAUUGACUUCAAGGCUUUCUUUGGUGUCAAACCCCAGCAUGUCAGCCGCAGGUUUAGCAUCUCCCUCUCAGACCUCAGCUACCAGCCAAAGAUUUAUAAGCCCCGUGCCGACUGGGCAGUGACUGCUGCGUUCACCUCCUUCGAGGCGCUCCAGGCUUCCACUCUUGAUCCAGUGCAACGCUUUGCAACUAUCGGUACUGGCUCAGGCACCGACGCCAUUGCAGCGCUGGAUGUCUUUCCUCACCUCCGCAGCAUCGUCAUGACAGAUCUCCAUGAUGAAGUUGUCGACAAGGCCAAGAUCAAUCUGAUGUCUGCCGCUGAGAAGGCCGAUGGCCGGGUGAGGGCAGUUGCCAGAGAUGCCACUGGACUGUCUGGUCAUAGCUUAGUACCCCUUAAGGGCCAGGUGCCUUUUGACCUGAUAUAUGAGAACUUGCCCAACAUUCCACUGCCAGAAGACGCUGAUCUCCUGGACGGUCAGACCUCCUCCACCUAUUUCGACUGCUCAGACGUCUCGGGGGUUGUCCCCUCGUUUGUAUCCAAGGCUCUUCUUGACCUCCACUAUGUCUGUCUGCUGCAGGCAAGGACCUUCGAUCUGCUCACCGAAACCGGUGUCGUCCUAUCAAGCAUUGGCGGCAGAGUCCCAAUUGACACCAUGCUCCAGCUAGCAGAUGCAGCAGGCUUCACCGGAAGAAUUCUGUCCAUGUCUUGGAAGGUGCAAAGUGAACCAGACUCGGUGAUUGAAGGGUAUGCGACUCAGCAGGAAAAGGGACUUGGACCGUUUUAUUUCUAUCGCGUGAGUACACUACGGCGUAUUUUCGGUCACUUAACGGGAGCUGAGGCCGGACUCCGUGCGCUGGAGAUCGAGAACGAGCUUCGGCCAGACCGCCUGGAUGCAGUGACGGCUUUAAAAGCUCACAAACAAGGUAUAGAUAUCGGUCACCCAGUUGUCGUUAUGGCUAGCACUAGACAAUGA
Messenger RNA from Aspergillus niger, 1065 nucleotides. RefSeq lists its product as uncharacterized. The transcript is spliced from 4 exons. NCBI's taxonomy places the organism in Eukaryota, Fungi, Ascomycota, Eurotiomycetes, Eurotiales, Aspergillaceae. The record is from RefSeq and is a predicted model, not a curated record. Bases 1 to 1065 code for a protein of 354 amino acids.